Messenger RNA from Eucalyptus grandis, 1606 nucleotides. RefSeq lists its product as uncharacterized. The transcript has 5 exons. NCBI's taxonomy places the organism in Eukaryota, Viridiplantae, Streptophyta, Magnoliopsida, Myrtales, Myrtaceae. The record is from RefSeq and is a predicted model, not a curated record. The coding region runs from base 326 to 1237 and encodes 303 amino acids.
CAGCCGAGCCGAUCCCCAGCUCUCAAACGAACCGACGGCCGCGAUCGUCCCUCGGAACCAGAGAGCCGCGACCGCGCCGUCCGAUCGAGACAUCACGUACGGGAUGGAAACAAUAAAGGAGCCGCAUCAUCGCGACGCGUCAUUUCCGUCGGGCUUCGAGUUCGAAUAGCGUCCCGAUACGUGGAGGGACCGCGAUCGCCGUCGCCGCCGCCGUCGCCGCCGUCGCCGGCGCGGUCUCCGAAGCGCCCCCUGAACGGACGCCAUAAAAGGAGACCUUCCGGUUCUCGCACGACGAGCGAGCGAGAGAGAGUGUGUGUGGAGCGCCAUGAAGAGGAAACCGAAGGUCGCGAAGGCUGGAGAGAAGGCUCAGCCGGUUGGAAGCGGAAUUGUCCCUGAGAGGAAUGAAGAGUUGCCGCCUGAAGGUACAAAAUCGCCACCAAAUGGACUACAAACGCAGUCUGCAAAUCCAAAUCCUUUGCUUGAAAAAGCGGAACCAAUGCCACAGAGUGCAGACCCUUCUGUGGAAAAAACAUCAAAGCCUAAAAGGAAAGCACCUGCCAGCUUGUCGACCUAUAAGAAGUCUAGAGAGGAGUACGGUUCGAUCCGCCGAUCUGGACGUCUUCAAAAUGCUGUGGUUCCCGCUAGGUGUAAGGACAUAGGACCUGUUUUUGAAGAUAUAACUGCCAUUGACAGUGAGAACGAAGAUGGGUCACCUUUACCUGAAGAAGAUCCAUUGCAAAAGCAAAGCUUGAGUGAAAUGAGUUUGGAGGCAAAAGUCAAUUACCUGCUCAAACAAGUGGAACUGCUAGCAAGUUUCAUGGUUCCUUCCAAUUCUAAGGUGGCUGGGGAUUUUUUCCCGAGUGGAAGUGCUUCCAAUGCAGAUCCUAAAUACAAAAUUUUGCAUAUGGAUUGUGAUAAGAAGAUUGAAGCCCUGCUACAUGAGAAUCAUCUCCUUACCGUGAAGCUAGAAAAUGCUGUCAGCAAACUUGAAAUGUAUGAGCAAGGGAACCGCAUAUUCAGCGAAGUAUUGGACAAACUGAAACAAAUGGUCGUGCUAUUCGAUCUGACUAAACCUGCUGAAACAGUUGCUCAUGGAAAGCAAACCACGCGGAAUGGUUCUUUUUCUCCAGGUGCAGUGGGGAAUGCUACUUCUCCAAACAUGCGUGAUGGUUCUUUCUCUCCGGAUGCAGUUGGAAAUACUGCUUCUCCCAAGAGAGGAAGAGGAAGAGAUCGAUAGAUGAAACCAAGAAGAGCUGAGUUUCUCAAAGGCAUGCCAAGCCAAAAAUAAAAGAAGAAAAGAGUUCCUCAAUGGCAUUAGGUUUUUCCUUCGUUAGCAUGUCGGUUAACUGACUAUAGUACCUCACAUUAGAUCCUGACUCUAUCAGAGCGCAACUCGGUUUCUAGUUGAGAUCUCUUUUAGCUUUUUGGCUGGUUUUGUUCAUGGUACGUGCAUUGUUGAGGCAUCUUGUGCAUCCGCCCUUUCGCUCAGUUUCUAGUUGAAGUCUCUCUUUAGCUUUCUAGUUGGUUUUGUCUAAAAAGCAACUUGAGUGGAUUGGCGUUUCAAGACUCUUUCAGAAGUAAUGCAAUCGUUGAACUUCAGUGGCAA